AUGGUCACAUCCAAGCAACAAACGUUGCAGGAUUAUAUCAAAGUCGCGCGAUUUCUGUCACCAAAAGAUAACGAACUAUCUAAGCCGGUCCUCUGGCAUCCCGAUUUGCAUAGAGACAGCAUCUUUGUCAACCCAGACCGGCCAACAGAGAUUCUUGGUAUCAUUGACGGGCAGGCCGUGAACCUAGCACCUCUCUUUCUUCAAGCGCGCCAUCCCGCUCCAGUCGAGUUCGAAGGUCCUAUCCCCGAGUGCCUCCAAUCAAUCAACCUGCCAGAGAAUUUCAACGAGCUGAGUCCGCCGGAACAGCUCGAGGCAAAGAAACCUCGAGCGGCGCAGUCGCUUUACAAACUCUACGAUAUCCAAUUAAUCCGGCAAUGUCCUGACGUUGCGAAUGCACUGCAGUUCAAAGAGUCGCUCGCUGAUCAAAUCACAGGUCUGGCGGGCUCUCUCUUUAACGAUGGAGAGCCAAUCGUCCAGGGCAUGCUCAUGAAGCUUCAGGAGGAAUGGUCGAGUUACGCUGGAUCUUCUAUCCUUUUGUCCGCUCUCUUUUACGGCAGAGGACAGGGAACAGCAAAGAGAAAACGAGGCAAAAUGGGCCUGCGGGGUUGA
Molecule: messenger RNA, 609 nt
Organism: Penicillium alfredii
Lineage: Eukaryota; Fungi; Ascomycota; Eurotiomycetes; Eurotiales; Aspergillaceae
Product: phosphotransferase enzyme family protein
Exons: 1
Coding region: 1-609 (202 amino acids)
Cellular component (GO): mitochondrion
Source: RefSeq, a predicted model, not a curated record